Molecule: messenger RNA, 4890 nt
Organism: Silurus meridionalis
Lineage: Eukaryota; Metazoa; Chordata; Actinopteri; Siluriformes; Siluridae
Product: choline O-acetyltransferase-like
Exons: 16
Coding region: 103-2016 (637 amino acids)
Biological process (GO): neuromuscular synaptic transmission; acetylcholine biosynthetic process
Cellular component (GO): cytoplasm; neuron projection
Molecular function (GO): choline O-acetyltransferase activity
Source: RefSeq, a predicted model, not a curated record
GAAAGAGAAGCGCGAGGAAGAUGGGUUGUACGGAGCGCGCGCACGGGAACUUCUGAUCCACUCCACAGACAGGACGAUCAGCAUCUGGACUAUAUUGUAAAGAUGCCUGUGCUGGAGAGAGAACCAUCCAGAGAAAGCAAUGUUCUGCCCAAAGUACCAGUACCAGACCUGCAGCACACCCUGUCUGCCUAUCUGAAGUGUGUGAAACAUCUCGUGCCUGAGGCCCAGUUCCAGAAAACCAAAGCCAUAGUUGAGAAGUUUGGCAAACCAGGAGGAACAGGAGAAAUGCUUCAGAAGAAAUUACUGGAGAGGAGAGACAAGACAGAGAACUGGGUUUAUGAUUACUGGUUGGAGGACAUGUACCUGAACAACAGACUGGCACUUCCUGUUAACUCCAGCCCCGUCCUUGUGUUUCCCAAACAGGACUUCAGAGAUCGAGAUGACUCCCUCAGAUUUGCUGCUCAUCUAAUUUCAGGAGUGAUGGAGUAUAAAGCCAUGCUGGACAGGAGGACGUUACCCCCGGAUUGUGCUCGAGGUCAGCAGGCUGGCAGUGAGCUGUGUAUGGAGCAGUAUUAUCAUCUCUUUAAAUCAUACAGACAACCUGGACUGAAAAAAGACUCUUUGAUCACACAGAGCAGCACAGGAGCCGAGAAAACACCUGAACAUCCUGGACAUGUUAUAGUUGCUUGCAACAAUCAGUAUUUGGGCCAAACAUCGAAGUUCUUUGUGUUAAAUCUGAUGGAGAAUUCCCGGAGACUGACCGAGAGUGAUGUCCUCACCCAGCUAGUCAGGAUCAGUAAAAUGGCAGAGAAAGUGGAGGAGAAAUUUCCCCCCAUCGGCCUCUUCACUUCAGACGGCCGGAUGGAGUGGGCUAAAGCUAGAGAUCUGCUGCUCAAAGACCCAGUGAACCAGGAGUCUGUGGAGCUGAUGGAGAGCUGUGUGUGUGUGUUGUGUCUGGAUGAAGCCACCGGAGUUCAGCCCAGCGACUCUAACAGGGCGUUACUCAUGCUGCACGGCGGUGGGAAUGACAAGAAUGGCGCCAACCGCUGGUACGACAAAUCCCUGCAGUUUGUAGUUGGUGCUGAUGGUGUGUGUGGAGUGGUGUGUGAACACUCACCGUUCGAGGGGAUCGUCCUGGUCCAGUGCACUGAAUACCUGCUGAAGUACAUGAUCAAAAGCCCCAGUAAGUUAAUAAGGAGGUCGAGUGUGAGCGAUCUCGUGGCUCCACGAAGACUCUCCUGGAAUUGUUCUUCUCAGAUCCUGCGCAUGCUGUCAUCCUCCGCUAACAGCCUGCAAAGGCUUGUGAAAAACCUGGACAUGGAGGUCUUCACCUUCAGAGGUUAUGGCAAAGAGUUUAUCAAGAAGCAGAAGAUGAGCCCUGACGCUUAUAUCCAGGUGGCGCUACAGCUGGCCUUCUACAGAUGCACCAGGAGAUCUGUGUUCACCUACGAGAGCGCCUCCACCCGCCGUUUCCGUCACGGCCGCGUCGACAACAUCCGCUCGUCCACUGCUGAGGCGCUGAGCUUCUCCAAAGCCAUGACGGAUGAAGGAGUGUGUGAGCAGGACUCAGAGAAGCUGGAGAGACUGAGGAAAGCUGCAGACACGCAAACCCAAUACACCAAGAUGGCUGUUGCAGGUUUGGGAAUUGAUAAUCACCUGCUCGGGCUUCGGGAACUUGCUCGGGAACUGAAGAUGGAAACUCCAGACAUUUUCACAGAUGAAACUUAUCAUCUCAGCAACCAGUUCAUCCUCUCCACCAGUCAGGUUCCUACGACUGUAGACAUGUUCUGCUGUUAUGGCCCAGUGGUUGCUAAUGGUUAUGGGGCAUGUUACAAUCCUCAGGCUGAACAUGUCCUGUUCUGCGUGUCCAGUUUUCGUGAGUGUGUUUCUACCUCGUCUUUGCUGCUGGUCAAGGCUCUGGAUCAGGCGCUGAUAGACAUGAAGGAGCUGUGCAAUAGAUGCAGUCCUGUCAGUCAGAAAGAAGGUGGGGCUAAGACAGCCACACCCAGGAAGUAGCUUAUGAGGGUUGUAGCAUGUUACAUUUAAAACUCUCUCUGGAUUACCAUAAUGUUAUCCCAGGCACUUAAACAUAUCGUCACUGAUGUUGAUGCCUGUUUAUUUCUGCUGAACAUGGACAAAAUGUCCACCUUGCAAACUAAUGAUUUUGACAUUUUUUUUAGUGUCAUUAGUAAAAAAAAAAAAAAAAACAAUUCCAAACACUAACCUAACAAGCUUUCUAGAUGCUAUCCUGACCAGAUUUCUGGAUGCUAACCUGACAGGAUUUCUAGAUGCUAACCUAACAAGAUUUCUAGAAGCUACCUUGAUGGGAUUUCUAUAAGCUAACUUGACUGGAUUUUUAGAUGCUAACCGGACAGUUCUUCUGGAUUCUAAAUUGACAGGAUUUACAGAUGCUAACCUGACAGGGUUACUAGUAGCUAUUCUCGCAGGAUUGUUAGAAGCUAUCCUGACAGGAUUUCUAGAAGCUAAUAUGAUAUCAUUUGUAGAUGCUAACAUGACAGGAUUUCUAGAAGCUAACCUGACCGUACUUGUAAAAGCUAACUUGGCAAGAUUUCUAAAAGCUACCUGGACUGGAUUUGUGAAAGCUAUCCUGACAGGAUUCCUAGAUGCUAAACUGGUGGGGUUUCUAGAUGCUAACCUGACAAGUUUAUGAGGUAAUAUUAUAUAUUUUCUAAUCCAUUAGCUGUUUUGUUUACAUUUCUCCAUCAUCAAUACCUUACCUGUAGCUAUCCUGUGAAUUUGCCAUCCUCAUAUUGAUGGAUUUUAGAUUAGCAACUCUUUUAACAACAUCCUUAUUGUCAAAUUCUGUCAGGUUAAUGUCUCAAAAACAUGUCAGGUUAGCAUCUAGAAAUCUUUUUAGGUUAGCUUCUAGAAAUCCUGUCAGGUUACCAUCUCAAAAAACAUGUGUAGAUAGAAAUAUAGUCAGGAUCUCACCAUCACCACCAAGUGAUAUUGAUCAUCCUACAUACAAAAUCAGAGCAAUGUGUGUGUUUAGUUUUAAAUAGUUGAGAAAUAGUUGAGAAAUAUUGUGAGUGCACAUGUUUUUGAAACCAAAGCCAUGCUCUCUACAGUAUAUAGUAAAAAAUAGAGAUAUUGAAUAUGAUUUGCAUGUCCAGUGUGAGAUUGUUCUAUAAACUGUUACAAAAUUCACCCUGUUACAGGAAACUGUGUGUAGAUACCAUGAUGGACUGAACACUGUGAUACUCAGUCGUGCCAUUAUUACACUCUAAGUGUAUCCCUGAUGUACAAUGUGUAAUAAAAGUGAGUUGGUAGGUCGGGACUUCUAAACUGUGGGAUAUGUGGAAAACUUCCACUUAGCAAACGAAGGUACAGUAUAUGUUAUUUGUGAUUAUAGUGUGGAGGGGGGGCAACUUUACACUUUUUAAGGGUCUAAGGUUUCCAGAGUCUGAUGUUCUCAGGGUUUUAUUUUUGCAGGGUUCCAAUUUACAACUUAGUCAGGGUUGCCUGGGAUCUGAAUUCCCAGGGACGAGCAUUUCCAGCCUUCUUGAUUCCUGAAGUUUUCAGGGUUCCAUGUUUCCAAGGUCCUGUCUUCACAAUGUUGUGAUUUGUUUUCAGGAUUGUGUAUUUCCAGGGGCCCAUGUUUCUGAAGGGUUUUGUGAUUUCACAGUCCUAUUUAAUGAAGUUCCUAUAUUUCCAAGCUGUGUUAUCCAGAGCUAUACAUUUCCAACUUUUAGUGUUUCCAAGGUCCUAUGUUUCUAAAGUCUUAUUUUACCAAAGGUGCUGUGUUUUCAAGAGUCCUGUGUUUCCAGGAUCUGGUGUCUACAGGGUCCAGUAUUUCUAUUGUCCUAUGAUUUAAGGGUGUCCAAGAGUCUUGUGUUGCAAGGUUCUAGGUUUCCAUGGUUCUCUAUUAACAGAAUCUGCAGAGCCUGUGUUUCCAGGUCCCUGUAUUUCCAGGGUCCUGUAUUUCCAGGUCCAAUGUUUCCAAUCCAAGGUCCUGUGUUUCCAGGGUCCCGUAUUUCCAUGAUCAUGUGUAUUUCAGGUCCCAUGUUUCCAUAUAUAUAAAUAUAUAUAUCCAGUUCAGCUAAAAUCAAUAGCAGACAUUGUGUUGAUCGAGCCAGUUGUAGUUUCCACUUAUAGUUGUUUCACACUGACUUUGCUAGAAGUUUUGCACAUAUCCUACUGAAUGCAUUAUGGGGCUUUUGCAGUUAUAGUAAACAGCCAAAUGUUCAUACAGUCCCUGAAUUUGUGCCACAGUUCAUGCAGAAAAUGUGAAUUUGUGGUUAUUCUUAAGAAGGCUAGAUUUUUUUUCUAUAGAAAAUUAAAAUCUUUUUGCCAAAUAAUAAAAUGACCAGAUCCCUUGAUUACAGUUUUACCACAAAUACACUCUCUCUGUAUAAGCAAGUUCUUGGGUAAGGGUUCAAAUCAAAUGUUUUGCACUUUAUAUUUAUUCGAGUAAUAAGUAAAACAAAUACUAAAUAUAUUGUAAAGAUUACGAACAAUGUGCAUUCAGAAUACCUCCAGCAGUUUACUCUAAUGUUAUGUGCAAUUAUAAAUGUAUUUUUUAAAUAAAAUAAGUAGACAGCAAUAAAUGAAGAAGUAAAGCUAUUUAUAGUGCUAUAUAUGUUCUAUGUAUUCAUGUUUCUGUGAAAAAUUGUUAACAUCAAAAUAUACUGUAUAUAAGUAGUUAUGUAUUUUAUAUAUGUAUCUAUAUAUUAUAGCUAAUGAUAGCUUGUUGUCUUGUUACAUACUGUAUGUUUAAAUAAACAUGAAUAUAAAUGAAAUUUUAAAUGAAAUUGCAUUAAAGAAAAUGUUAAUUUUAUAUAUUUAAUCCAGGUGUGAACAAAGAUUUUAAUGUAGAAUUUAUUGUAUUUUGUUUAUUUAUUCAUCAAAUGCAAUAUACAUGAUCUAAAG